Molecule: messenger RNA, 1332 nt
Organism: Ogataea philodendri
Lineage: Eukaryota; Fungi; Ascomycota; Pichiomycetes; Pichiales; Pichiaceae
Exons: 1
Coding region: 1-1332 (443 amino acids)
Biological process (GO): autophagy; late endosome to vacuole transport; autophagosome assembly
Cellular component (GO): phosphatidylinositol 3-kinase complex, class III, type I; phagophore assembly site; phosphatidylinositol 3-kinase complex, class III, type II
Source: RefSeq, a predicted model, not a curated record
AUGUCUCAGUAUACAUGUCAACGGUGCAAGCUGCCGUUGGUUAUUGAUGAUUCAUUGCAAGGACUGAGCAAUGCACAAAAACAUUUGUUGACACUGAGCUAUGGUCAACGACCUACAGAGGAUCACUCGAAAAACCUGGACGAGUACCCUGUUCUUCCCCACGAUAGGAUGAAGGUGUUCCAAGAUGCGAUGCAGACAAGUGGAAUCAAGCCUUUAGUUUCCAGUAAGGGUCCUGAUAGUGCGCACACGGACGAAGGGUCGUUCGUGAUUUUGGAAGACAAAAAACCGCCUGCUUUGGAUAAGGUUUCUGUUAGUGAGAGAGUGGCGUCUUUGGACAACAUUUUUGGGAUAUUAUCGUCAAAAUACGAGAUCGACUACCCAGUGUGCACAGACUGUGCUACUAUGUUAAUUGACGAGCUGAAGGCGCAGUUCGAGCAGCUCACAAAAGAAAAAGACACUUACGUCCAGUUCCUUAAAAAACUCACAGUGCAGAGUGGACCCAAUAAGGAUAAGGCCAAAGAGGCACUGAAUGAGCUGUCUGUUUUGAAGAGCGAGGAGGCCGAGUUGCUCAAAGAGCUACAAAAGGCGGAAUUGGAACACGAGCAGCUCACCGAGCAGAUGGUGGAUAUCGAAAAAGAGCUCGAACAGCUUAAUAUUGAGGAAAAACAGUACUGUUUGCAAAAGAACGAAAACGACCUUGAAUUGCUCGAAUAUGUGAACGAACGAGAACGGAUCAAAGCUCUGUACGAGUACAACCUGAACCAGCUCGACUCUUUGCGGAAAACAAAUGUGUUCAACGACGUGUUUAUGAUCUCGCACGAUGAGCAUUUUGGCACAAUCAACGGUCUGCGUCUGGGAAACCUGGACGAUGUGAAAGUUUCGUGGCACGAGAUCAACGCCGCCCUGGGUCAGCUUGCGCUGUUGCUGGCCACCGUCGUGCGCAUUAUGGAGUUCCGCUUGGACGGCUACCGUAUUAUUCCCAUGGGAUCAACUUCAAAGAUUGAAAAGUACAAACGAGACAAAAACGGGUCCAUCUCAAAACAAACAUUGGAUCUUUUCAGCAACGGCGAGUUCUCCAUUGGCAAACUGUUCACCCACAACCAGCUAGAUGCAGGCAUGAGCGCAUUGGUGGAAAUUGUCUCGCAAAUCGGACGCAAACUCAAACAACUGGACUCCUCAAACGACCUGCCCUACAAAAUGAACGGCGACAAGGUCGCAGGUUACCCGAUCCGCCCAUCUGCGCGCAAGUCGAACGAAGAAUGGACAUCUGCCUGUCGCUACCUGCUCACAAACGCAAAGUGGAUCCUCACGUACUGCGUGGCCAGCAUCUGA